GCUAUCUAACUGGGGCUGAAGUCCUGACCGUUACUGAAAGUCCCGUCGGCGUGCGGAUUCGCGUGCUGUGCUGAGUUCGUGUGUGGAUUGAAUGGUCAAUAAUGUGCGAUUGAGACCCUCUACAUUGUGUUUUGGAGCGUUCUUGAAGCCAUCUUUGAAGCUACUUAGCAUUAAAAAGCCAGCUGAGGAGGAGGAAGAAGGGCUUAGGACAUACACCAUCAGCGAAAGUCGAUGGCGGCGCCGGCCGAGGAGGAGCAGUACGAGGACGAGGAGGACGGAAGCCAGCUGGCUGGCGGCAGCGGCCGGCGCCGCUUCUUCAGCAAGGAGCUGCGCUGCAUGAUGUACGGCUUCGGCGACGACCAGAACCCGUACACGGAGAGCGUCGACCUGCUCGAGGACCUGGUGAUCGAGUUCAUCGCGCAGAUGACGCAGCGCGCCAUGGAGGUGGGCCGGAACGGUCGCGUCCAGGUCGAGGACAUCAUGUAUCUGGUGCGCAAGGAUCCGCGCAAGUAUGCACGCGUGCGCGACCUGCUCUCCAUGAACGAGGAGCUGAAGAAGGCGCGCAAGGCCUUCGACGAGGUCAAGUACGCGGCCACGUGAGGCGUCCUUGGGAUCGAAGCCGAGGUCACACGGCUCCCUUGGCAGCCAAGUUGACGACCCAUGCCCCCGCAGAUAGUCGUGCCGCUGGCGGGGGAGGGGUAGACGGAGCGUGGCGCCGCUGCAGUUGGGCGUGUGGCUGACGGGAGGUGCCCUGGAGCCGGAUGGGUCUCAGCGGGCGGCGAUGUGUUGGCUGUGGUUGUGUUGAAGUCACAGCCGUGACGUCAGGGACCGCGCCGCCAGGUACAAACAGUGCUAUCGUCCGGCAUCUUCAAUUUAUCAGGCGCUAAGCCUCUGAUUUUAUGUUUGGCCACUUUUGUGUUGUUUAAAUUUGGUUGGUUAUAACUAUGAACCUUUUGAUUACGCAGGUCUUCUGAAAUUGCAUGACAGAUGUGGGACAGUUUAGGCGACAAGCACUGUAGAAAGCGAGGAAUGUCACAUGUAUACUGAACCAGUACGUACGGCACGCUCGGCUGUCGUGUCCGGUUAACCAAUAACUAUGAGAAGUGUUUGCAAUCGUUUCAAUGAACCUUGUGCACCAUUGAUGCGCGACGUGUGAUGUGAUCUAAAAUGAAAAUAAUCCUCUCCGCACCGUUGUGAGUUGUUCCAUUUCAUACGCCCUCAUCUUGGAAUAAAGAUCUUUUAUAAGGUGUCAUGA
This is a messenger RNA of Pollicipes pollicipes, 1255 nucleotides long. It is a transcript of the gene Taf13, whose product is annotated as TATA-box binding protein associated factor 13. Gene Ontology annotation, biological process: transcription by RNA polymerase II. Gene Ontology annotation, cellular component: transcription factor TFIID complex. The coding region runs from base 232 to 600 and encodes 122 amino acids. The transcript is spliced from 2 exons. The record is from RefSeq and is a predicted model, not a curated record. Gene Ontology annotation, molecular function: protein heterodimerization activity. Lineage: Eukaryota; Metazoa; Arthropoda; Thecostraca; Pollicipedomorpha; Pollicipedidae.